This is a messenger RNA of Manduca sexta (tobacco hornworm), 2204 nucleotides long. RefSeq names its product influenza virus NS1A-binding protein homolog A. The transcript has 4 exons. Gene Ontology annotation, biological process: regulation of transcription by RNA polymerase II. Bases 195 to 1460 code for a protein of 421 amino acids. The record is from RefSeq and is a predicted model, not a curated record. Gene Ontology annotation, cellular component: nucleus. Gene Ontology annotation, molecular function: protein binding. NCBI's taxonomy places the organism in Eukaryota, Metazoa, Arthropoda, Insecta, Lepidoptera, Sphingidae.
CACUACGACGUACGCGACGCGCCGUUCACAGCUGUCACGUUUUUAGCACAAAAUAUUUAUCAUAUUAUUUUAUCAAAUACGUCGAAAAACUGUGAGAAUUUACAUGUAAAAAUCAUUAGACUAUGUAAACAAGUCGUAUAUGUGGCUAUAGCUUGCACAUGCUUAUGGUAAACGCUAUGUAAUAGUGGUUAGAAAUGGAUCAACAAUUCUCAUUGUCCUGGAACAAUUUUCACGGGAAUCUGACGAAAGGAUUCGCCGGUCUGUUAGGCAAUGGCGAAUUUGUCGAUGUAACAAUUGCGGUCGAAGGCCAUUUGUUACAGGCACACAAAGUGAUACUGUCGAUAUGUUCACCUUAUUUCAAGAAAAUGUUUCAAAUGAAUCCAUGUCAACAUCCGAUCGUUGUUCUAAGGGAUGUGACGCACAAAGCCAUGAGGGACCUGCUCCAGUUCAUGUACCAUGGGGAAGUUAGUGUUAAACGGGAAGAUCUCACUAGUUUUAUAGGCACAGCUGAAGUUCUACAGAUUAAAGGUUUAACAAAUAAAGAGACUGAUGAUGACAAUGAGAAGGAACAAGACUUAACAAAACACACUUUGGAAACUCAGAACAAUACUCAGGAUGCAGAGUCAUGUGUGUCUGAUUCUUAUGAACCUUCACAGAAUGAUGAAGUGCUAAACAAUGAACUAGUGUUACUAAAACAAAGACAGUUUAUUGAAAAAUUACAGCGAUUAAGUAAUCUAAAAAGAAAGUCAGAAGAAUUCUUACAGAACAACUAUUAUAGUGAUGUUCUAAAUUCAGAAAAGAGACCAAAAAUAAAAGAAAAGUCACCAUACAAUAAACACAGUAACACAUUACUACCAAACAGUAAUUUUGAAAAUUUAAAAAAUAUAUAUGAUGAUAAUCCAGUGGAUAUUACUACUUCAUAUAAUCACUUACAAAAAAAUAAUAUGAAAGAACUGAAUGAUAAAACUCAAGAGCAGUCUUCAUCCGAUAAUGGUGUGGAAUUGAAGACUGAAUGUGAUGAUAGUGAUAUUAUAGUAACAGACCCAGCCGUUUGUACCACUCCAAAGAACUUUGAUAGCUCGAGGGACAGCAAGAAAGACUUGUCGAUGCCCUUGGACUACCAGUCUCCACAAGAUAAUACCAGUUUGAGCUCUUUGUUCAUCGACUUAAAAAACUUAGUAAACGGUAAAGUUUCAAAUACCCUGAGAAGUAGCAUGUGUGAGGACUACCCAAGGCACACUCUGGACCACCGUCUUGUUACAAUACCGCAAAAAGAAGAUGGAAAAAAGAAAUAUCCUCAACGCUCCUGUAGGCUGUGUUGGAAAAUUGGGAAGAGACGGGACACUAGGUUCAUGUGCAGUGCAUGUGAAUUACCUUUUUGUAAAUCUCCGUGUUUCGAAAUUCAUUUUAACGAUGUACUCAAAGUAUCUCAAUUACAAGGCGACUAUUACGCAUCUUAAUUUAGUAUAAGUAUAUUUAAACCCUCUAAAGAGGUGACACAGCUGCUUUAACUUGUAUUUUUCAUAAGGCUUGUCAUAAGGCUAACAUUUAUAACAGCUGUUGUAACAGAAAAAAUGAAUCAAAGAUUCAAAAUUGGUUUUGGGACCAACCAAAAAAAACAACACAUCUGGAUAUUUUGUGAUUUUGUAAAAACAAUAUAAUAUUUUGUAACAUUAGUGUAAGUUUGGUUUAAAAUACCAGUAACAGUAGAGUAAUAAAGAAAUCAUGAAGCACAAUAAAUUAGUUAAUCAUCUGUGAUAAGUACUGCUCUCAAGUGCCAAUUAUACACUUUUGUGGAAAUCUCUAUUUUUGUAAAUCUGUAAUGUUUAUUUCUCUUUCAAUAAGUGCCAUGCGGUGUCUGCCAUAAAUUUUUCUGAAGACUUUAUUGCUCAUAUUCUAGUCUAUUUAUUAUAAUAGUUUAUUUUAUAAUUUAGUCUAGUGUCUAUUGUAUCUCAAUGCAUGCAAAUUAUUCCUUAAUUUUGAAAUGAUCUCUUUAAGAGCUAUUUUUAUAACUAGGUUUUGGUAUACCAAAUUGAGAUUUACAUUCCUAAAUUUAUGAGUUAUUUUACAGUUUUAGGCCUUGUCCAAGUGUCUUUGAUAAAGUAUUUUAUAAUGUGUGAUGUUACUUAACUGUGUGAUUUGAUUGACUAUAGGUAACUGAAUGUAUUUUUAUAAUCAUUUUUGAAUAAAUUAUAUAUCAGAAA